Molecule: messenger RNA, 2721 nt
Organism: Babjeviella inositovora NRRL Y-12698
Lineage: Eukaryota; Fungi; Ascomycota; Pichiomycetes; Serinales
Exons: 1
Coding region: 1-2721 (906 amino acids)
Molecular function (GO): RNA binding
Source: RefSeq, a predicted model, not a curated record
AUGUCUGCGAUUAACGAUUCCGUGGUCUUGGUCUUUUCACUUCCGUAUUACCCGUUAUUCAAGACAGCACACCCAUGUUUGUUCAGCACCCCAACAGCUUCCACGUGGAAGAACGUAGCGUCUGAAGCCACCAAGUUCCCCAUCUUAGCCCACCUCUUAAAUUUGAAGAAGCUCUCCGAGACUGCCCUAGUUAUCCACAACCUAGACCUGGUGUCCACCAUCGUGGCUCUGUUGAACAAGCGCGCUGCCUGUCACACUUCCCUAGACCUUGCUGCCAACGACUCCAAUACCAAGUUCCAGUUGAUAGCCACCGUCCAGGGCAAUCAAGAAGCGGUUCGGGAACUCAAAAAUGUGGUUUUACAGGGCUACAGCCCGUUGUCGUACAAAAAAAUCCGGGUGGAACCUGGCAACGUAUUUACCGAUGGUUCCUACUCCGCGUUAAGCUCGGUUUUGCUCGAGCAAUUGACUCUCCUUGCCUCUCACUACUGUGUUGAGAUCUCUAUUUGCGAAUAUGAUCUCAGCUUCCAGCUCUCCGAUGCCUUGGUGGGAUCCAGUGAGCUAAACGAGGAUGGCUACUUGUACGUGUACAUAUUCGGGAGCUCGGAUAUGAUUUCUGUGGCUGAAACCAAAGCAAAGAUUCUCUUGUCCACUCUGGCUCAGUGCUCCGAAGUGGUUGAGAGCGUGGAAUUUCCUUUGUCUUUGUUACCUCUCAUCGGGGGCACUGAUUUGUCCAAUUUCAACCAGCUCGCUACCACCACCAACGUCGAUUUACUUCUCCCCGACGUUCUCCCGCACAUAUUCACGCCGGGAACUACAAUCGAGCAGAACCAGAUCUACAUUAGCGGGGAAUCGCAGCCUCAGGUGACAUUGGCAAAGCACAUGCUUCGCUCCUUGGCCAUCGACACUGCUGGCACCAUCACCAAGCUCUACUCCGAUGAGAUGCGAGUCAUGAGAGGUAAACUAGAACUCUUGAUGCUCAACCACCAGAACGAUUUGGUCAACCUCAUGUACCACCGUGGGGUGUUUCUCCAGUUGGAGCCCUUAGGAACCGGCGGCGUGGCCGAGUACGGUAAGAUUGUGCUCCAGGGAUUGUCAGCGGAGUCUAUCAAACAGGCAGAAAACGACAUUAUGACCUUGGUCAGAAAGACCUACCGCUGUGCUUUCUUCUUAAAUCAAUCUGCCCACCGCUCCGUCGAUGCUGACACCAUUGCAAAGGGCAUACAAUCGACGGUGUCACGAAUCUCUACCUCCGGUCUGAACAACGAAAUCAAUAACUACCAGAAUAGCAUAUCCAUUGUGUAUGACGCGACCAAUGCGUCGUUUGAGAUCACCGGUGACGACAUCAACGUGAAAGAUGCCGUGCACCAGUUGCUCUCGAUCUUGACUCCUAGUGGCCACGCCAACUUUUCGCAGUUCAUUUAUGAGGUAGAGUUGUCUGCGGCUGAGAAAGACUUUAUCGGGGGCAAAAAGAAUGGUAAAAUGAUCCGUAUUAUGAAUAAUCUGGCUUCCAACGUGAUCAUCAAGUACAACCCGUCCACCAACUCUACCUUUUUGAUAGAGUUGAUCUCCAGUAACAACGACUAUCACUCAUUAAUAUCGGCGCUUCAGUUGUUGGAGGACGAGUUGCCCUUCGAGUACAACCUCAACAUUCCAGAGGCGUACCACAAGCUCAUGAUCGGCUCUGGUGGGUUGAUGAUCCAACAGAUUAUGCGCAAGUACAAUGUUUUCGUCAAAUUCACCAACUCUAACAGUAUCAAUGAAAGCCUGUCCUCGUUGAGUUUCAGGCGUGAGGCCAACGUGAUGAUCAAGUGUCCAAUGAAGAACUCCAAGAACAUUAUUCACGUUGAGAAAGAGUUGUUGGGCUUGGUUGAUUGUUAUAAGUCUGACUUGCACUAUUCCACAUAUUUCAGGCUCUUUCGCAACCACUACAGGUUGUUACUAAGCAAGCGAGAGGGCGAUAACACGGAUGUCCCCACCUCCUCGACGAUCAUCCGCAAGAUCGAAACCACAACCAACACGUUUAUCAACUUCCCCACCUCUGAGCCGUCGCACCAGAUUGAGCUCGUGGAGAUUCGUGGUUUGCAUCGCAGUUCCGAGGAGGCGGCAAGGUUACUAUGUAACGCAUUACCCCAAGACUACGAAGUCAAGAUUGCAUAUUCCCCCAAGUUCAUUGAGACCGUUGGCGAGUAUCAGAACACCGAAUUUACCAGGAACGUCAUCCUUCCGUUGCGAUUACUCUUUGACAUUGAGGUGCAGGUGUUCUUGAGCCCAGAGAUUGACGACUCCAGCUACGAUGCCAAGCCGGCCAACGGCGAGAUUCAGCACUCUCUGGAUUCGCUGAACCCGCCGUUCCACCGCAUUCUCUUGUCAUGCUACCCGGAGAAGCGUAAAAACUUGGACGACGCCAUUGAGAUCGUUGUGGCGUACUUGCGUUCCAGUAACUUUUUGAUCAUCGAGAAGAAUGAGUACUCGAACCAGCCAAUCAUCAAGGGAUCCGCUGCUACCGCUCCGUUUAGCAAUGCUACACAAACAAAGCGUCAGCGCAAUCUACACCAGGAUCCUCACUUAGACGACCCCAGGUUCCAACCCCAACAGCAGUACUUUGCCCCGCCGGUGUCGGCUACAUUUAACACCCCAUUCAGCCCCUCUAACCUGAGUACUCUGUACUACAAACAGCCGGGCGUUGACACCAAUGCCGCUCAUUAUUAUACCCCCAGAUAG